GCGAGGGCGAGUCGGUGCUCCGCCGAGCUCGCUCUGGCCUUGUUCGCCCGCCCAGGCGGGUGGCCACGGCCUGGAGGAUGAGGCGGCGCGGAGGAGCCCCAGCCGGGCCUCGCUGUGAUACGUGAGAAGAUGCCGGCUACAACUUUUUGGGACGAUCUGCCUGCAGAGCACAGGCCUGUUCUGUUUUAAAAAAAUAAUAAUAAUUGCAACAGCACGUACUGUGAUGGACUCUCAGAAUACUGCUAUGUUAGGGCUGGGUUCUGGUUCUGAAGGGUUUUCUGGGAAAAGCCCCUCUGCGGUUGCCACGGGCGCGGCUGGAGGCAGGAGAGAGGCAGAGGUAGAUGGUAGCGCUAAGGAGGAGGAAGAGAAGAAGAGAAAUCGUGAGGGGAGUGGUGGUGACGCGGCUGGCAAGGAUGAGGGUUUGUCGGAUGCCCAGCAGCAGUUUUCCGUGAAGGAAACAAACUUUUCGGAGGGAAAUUUAAAACUGAAAAUUGGCCUCCAAGCUAAGAGAACUAAGAAACCCCCUAAAAACCUGGAAAAUUAUGUCUGCCGGCCUGCCAUAAAAACCACUAUCAAGCAGCCCAGGAGGGUGCAGAAGGUUGGGAAGAUGACCGAUGAGAAGAACGACCCUGGCCCUGCAAAGCAAGACCCAUCGAAGCUGUACAAGAAGGGCGGAGAAGCUACAGCAACGGUUGACAGUUCCACAGCUGAGGGCAGGCCGAGGGAGAGCAGCCCAUUUUUGAAGAAACUUUCGCCACUGCAUUCUGAAGUGACGGAUUAUGCAAAGUCUGCACUCUCUGCUCCGGUCGGUAGUCGCGAUCCAGACCCAAAGGACAGAACUCAGAUUAAUGGCGCACCUACAGUGACGGAGAAGUUGGCUCAGCUUAUUGCAACUUGCCCUCCAUCAAAGUCUUCCAAAACGAAGCAGAAGAAGCCACCCAUUGGAAUUGCUUCUGGAUUUGCUAAAGACUCUGGAAAGAAGCUGACAACAGUUGGGGCUGCAACAGUUGGGGCUGCAACUGCUCCGGCUCCAGCUCCCAAGGACUUUGUAAAGAAACAGCCUGCAUGCAGCAGUAUCUGUGUUGCUGUGGGUAACAAGGAGUUUGCAAAGAAGUCACCAGGGACUAGUAACAGCACUGGGCUAAUCAGCAAAGAUGCCGGGGGCAGAAAGCAACCAGUGUCGUGCCCCAGUAUGGCUGGGCUAGUUAGUAAGGACUGUGGGAAGAAGCUACCAGUUCUUGGCUCUCCAAUGGGAUUGGUCAGCAAGGAAAGUGUGAGAAAGCCGCUAUUGACUGGCAUGCCGGUUGGGCUGGUCAGCAAGGAGCCUGGGAAAAGACUACUGGGGACCAGCAGUUCAAUGGGAUUUCUUAACAGGGAUUCUGGGAAAAAGCUAGGCACUGUCUGUCCUCCUGGACUGGUUAAUAAAGAGCCUGGUAAAAAGCUUCCAGUUCCUGCAAGUCCAAUUAGAUUGUUUAAUAAAGAUGCUGGGAAGAAACAUCUGGGGUCAGAUGGCCCAAUCGGAUUGGUUAAUAAGGACUCUGGAAAGAAACUGCCAGGGUUUGGGACUUCAAGUGGAUUGGUCAACAAAGACUCUGGAAAGAAGCUUCUGGGUGCAAGUGGCCCAAUAGGGUUGAUUGCUAAAGACUCUGGAAAGAAGCCCCUGGGGGCUGGCGUUCCGGCUACGUUGACUGCUAAGGACUCUGGGAAGAAAUUGGCAGGGACCAGCAGUCUGUGUGGGUUGGCUAACAAAGACUCUGGGACUCUGAAAGCUGACAUUGCUACCCCUUCCUCAGAGCCCUUCAAGCGGUGUUGUGGUGCAAACAUCCCGCGUCUCGAAGGUCCUGCACCUCCAAGUGUCUUGAAGGACCACAUUAGCAGUAAGCUUUUUGAAAAGCAUGUUGCAAGGCAGAGCAAAGAGAGCAUCCCAGAAAAGUUGCCAGUUCAAAAAGAAGUCUCGGGGGGAGGCAAAGAAGGAGGCUGCAUUCAGCAGGAUAACUCUUCUGCCAGCGAAAGGAGCACUUCUGAAACAUCUCAGCACGAUAAACAACCGCCAGUGUAUUGCACUUCUCCUGACUUCAGGACAGCAGGAGGCGCUUCUGAUAUAUCUACAGCCAAAUCUCCGUUCAGUGCUGUAGGAGAGGGAGGGCUCCCAUCUCCUUCCCCAGCCGCUUCUGUCACUACUUUAACCCGUAGCCCCACAGCAACCUUGGCUCAGUUAGCUUCCAACCCGUUGCAUUUAAAUAACACGCCCGAGCUCUUAGAAGGAAUUUCCGAGCAGAUUAGCAAGACCCCGUUUGCUUCUGACGGCGUGCGAUCAAGUAUGAACAGGCAGUCCAAUCCUGGCUCGCAUGCUUCCAGCAAAGGGCUGGGUAGGGAACUAAGCAGUUCUAAAUCUGCGCACACGGAUGACCCCAAACCGAGUCCCACCUUAGUCAAGAAGCCUACCUUGGUGACUGAAUCAAACCUGCGUGCCGCUAUUGCCCCUUCAGUGGUUAGCUUCUCCAGCUUAUUUAACAACAAGCCCUUUCUAAAGAUUGGUGCCAUGACGGCAUCCGGGAAACCAUGCCCAGGAGUGGAAACCCUGAGCAACAGCAGUGGCGGCCCCCAAACAAAGCCCUUAAAGAAAAGGAAAGGAAGGAAGCCACGCUGGACCAAGGUGGUCUCCAGAAGCAGCUGCCGGCCUCCUAAAGGUCUAGAAUUAGGAAGGCCUGAGCUUUUCAAAAACAUCUCUUGCAGUGCACUGUCAAACAGUAACUUAGACCAGGCCAAGCUCUUUAAAAGCUCAGGCCCGCCUCCCUUUGCGGAGCAUGACUUCGUCAAACGCCAUUUGCCGAAGCUGAGCAAGUCCGGUAGCAUGCAGUCUCUCUCUCUGCUAAGCAGUGUUGAGAAGGAGCCCAACAAAUUUUACAGUGCCCACAUGCAGGCUUCCGUUGGCUGCAUUUCAGAUGAGUUGUUGCCUGAAAUGUACAAGUCCAAGAGGGGGAGGUCAAAAUCCAAAGAGAUGCCCCACCUGGAAGGCCCUCCGAAGCGGACCCUGAAGAUCCCCGCCUCCAAGGUCUUUUCGGUGCAGUCAAAGGAGGAGCAAGAGCCGCCGGUGUUGCACCCAGAGGUCGAAAUCCCCUCUCUUCGGCAGAGCCUCGCAGAGCAAGCUUUCCCAAAGAAGAGAGGUCGGCCAAAAAGACAGAUCAGAUCAGGGAUCAAGAUGACGCCUCCUGUCCUCUCUGUGGCGCCUUUCGUCACUGCAGACAGUUCAGACAAGCUCGAGUCCGAAAGUGACCAGCAGCAGAGCGGGGAUUUCUUCGAAAGGUCAAACCAGCUGGGAGACCCGGAGGAGCUUGGGAAAACAAGUGCCUGCAGCGUGACCGACCUUGAGGCAGAACCAGACCGAAAGGAGACCAAGCGCAACAACGGGCAGUUCAUGAAAACCAUCAUCAGAAAAAUCAACAAGAUGAAGACGUUGAAGCGGAAGAAGCUCUUGAAUCAAAUCCUCUCGUCGACCGUGGCGGAACCAAAUAAAGGGAAAGUGCAAUCAAAGUUCCACACGACGGUGUCGACCUUCGCCGCCACCUUUGGUUCCAGACUAGGCCAGCAGAUUAACGUCAGCAAGAAAGGAACGAUCUACAUAGGAAAGAGGCGAGGCAGAAAGCCCAAAGCGGUCCUGAAUGGCAUCUUGGCUGCCAGUUCUGCCAGCUUGGCUGUUCUUGAGAAGUCUGCCCAGCAGGCCACGGGGACGGCGCUCGGACAAGCGGUGCCCCCUUUGCUGCCUUCGUCCGCUAAUAACCCCGAAGUUCUUCCCUCACCUGUUUGUUCGCAGUCUUCUGGCGUGAGCGGGGGGCAAAGCCCCGUCAGCAGUGACAUAGGCUUUGUGGAACCUAAUUCAGUGCCGUACCUCCACCUCCACUCCAGGCACGGGAGCGUGGUUCAGACCCUGGCUAUGAGAAAGGCUUCCAGAGCCAGGAGGAGACUCUCCCCGCCGACGCUUCUCCCAAACUCCCCGUCCCAUAUGAGUGAGCUCAGCUCAUUGAAGGAAGCCACGCCUUCGCCCAUCAGCGAGUCCCACAGCGACGAAACGAUCCCCAGCGACAGCGGGAUCGGGACGGACAAUAACAGUACUUCCGACAGGGCGGAGAAGUUCUGCGGCCCGAAGAAGCGCCGGCACUCCUUCGACCACGUCUCCCUCGUGCCCCCCGAGACCUCGACCGUCCUGAGCAGCCUCAAGGAGAAGCACAAGCACAAGUGUAAGCGCCGGAACCACGAUUACCUGGCCUACGACAAAAUGAAGCGGCAGAAGCGGAAGAGGAAGAAGAAGUAUCCCCAGCUGCGUGGCAGGCAGGACCCCGAUUUCCUGGCGGAGCUGGAGGAGCUGAUCACGCGCCUGAGCGAGGUCCGGAUCACUCACCGCAGCCACCAUUUCAUCCCCCGGGACUUGCUGCCCACCAUUUUCCGCAUCAAUUUCAACAGCUUCUACACCCACCCCACUUUCCCUUUGGACCCUUUGCACUACAUCCGAAAGCCGGACUUGAAGAAGAAGAGAGGCCGGCCCCCAAAGAUGCGGGAGGCCAUGGCGGAAAUGCCCUUCGUGCAUAGCCUCAGUUUCCCCCUUUCCGGUACGGGGUUCUACCCCUCCUACAGCAUGCCUUAUUCUCCUUCUCCCCUGGCAGCCGCUCCCAUCGGCUUGGGCUAUUACGGGCGGUACCCGCCGACCCUUUACCCCCCUCCGCCGUCCCCUCCGUUUACUGCCCCGCUGCCCCCUCCGUCUUACAUGCAUACCGGCCACUUGCUCCUUAACCCCGCCAAGUACCACAAGAAGAAGCACAAGCUGCUGCGCCAGGAGGCCUUCCUCACGGCCAGCCGGGCGCCCCUCCUCUCCAUGAGCACCUACCACCCCAGCGUCCCACCCGAGGUGGCCUACGGCUGGAUGCUGGAACACAAGCACCGGCACCGCCACAAGCACCGUGAGCAUCGCUCCUCGGAGCAGCCGCAGGUUUCCAUCGACACCUUGGCCCCCAGCGGCCCCUCCCGCACCGUCCUGGAGUCCUUGAAGCGCUACCGGUUCGGGAAGGAGGCAGUCGGCGAGAGGUACAAACAUAAGGAGAAGCACCGGUGCCACAUGGCUUGCCCACACCUGUCCCCUGCAAAAGGCCUGCUAGGCAGGGAGGAGCAGUGGGCCCGGAGGGAGCCGGCGGAGCCCAACUCCCUCGCCCUGGGAUUGCAGACGCCGCUGCAAAUAGACUGUUCAGAGGCUCCGCCCAGCUUGCCCAUGGGGAGGUUCACUCCAAGCUCUGAGCCGGCCAGCAGCGACGAACACACAAACCUUUUUACCAGUGCAAUAGGCAGCUGCCGGGUCGCUGGCUCUGCCAGUACCAGUGGCCGUAAAAAACUGUCUGAUGGCUCGGGACUUUUCGGGCCCCAGGAAGCGUCACUAGGUCGACCCCUCCGAAAGGAGACCUUGCCCCCUAUAGAGAAGACCGUGUCAACCCUGUCAGGGACACUUCCAGCACAGGACAAGCUCUUGCAGAGGUCAACAGAGGGCACGAGCUGCAGCCCUUCCAGGAAGAGGUCUUCAUCUGAGAGCACAUCUUCUACAGUGGUUGGGAUCCCUGUGCGAAGUACGAGGCUAGGGAAUGCGAUGGAAGAUCCUGUGGAUAAUCUAUUGCAGCGCAUGGCUCAACAUGAAAACCAGGGUGCUCUGGACAAAACCCUCGAGACUGUCAUGGCGAACGCCCCUGCUCCCCCUUCGGGCAGCCCCUGUAGAAGCCCCAGCAGGGAGAAGAGCAGUGGGCUCUUGAUCCCAGGUGACUCCGGCAGCGCUGGCAUCUCGCUCCUUUCAAACCGAUUGUCCAGCGGCUACUCUCCACAUCACCUCAAGAGGAGCAUGGUGGAAGCCAUGCAGUGCCAGGCAAGGAAAAUGUGCAAUUACGACAAACUCUUGGCCACGAAGAAAAACCUGGACCACGUGAACAAAAUCCUCAAAGCCAAGAAGCUGCAGAGACAGUCGCGGACGGGCAAUAACUUUGUGAAGCGCAGACCGGGCAGGCCCAGGAAGUACCCUUUGCCGUCGGUUGUUUCGGCGCACGCUCUCCAGGUGAGCCGGUUCGUCAGCCAAGACCUCGACGGCGGGGGACAGAGCUGCCUGCUCCACUGCGGCCCGGACACGGUCACGGAUGCCAUCGAAUCGGUGGUUCAGGGAGUGAAUGUGAAGGGCUGGAAGAGGAAGAGGUGGCUGGAAGAAGAGCAGGCCAGGAAACGGCACAAGCCUCUACCAGAGGACGAGCGAGAGAGCAGCAAAAGCUUUUCUGAGAUCGCAACAGAAUCCCCUACUCCUGAGGAGGCAAUAGCGAAGCCGCGCGAGUUGGAGACCGUGGAGCAGCCCCUGACUCCUCUUGUGCAGCGGGAGAAGAAAGCGCCACGUCCCCCAAAGAAGAAGUACCAGAAGGCAGGGCUGUACUCCGACGUGUACAAAACCACCGACCCCAAAAGCCGACUGAUCCAGUUAAAGAAAGAGAAGCUGGAGUACACCCCUGGAGAACACGAGUACGGAUUGUUCCCGGCACCGAUUCAUGUGGGAAAAUACCUGCGCCAAAAGCGAAUCGACUUCCAGUUGCCUUAUGACAUUCUCUGGCAAUGGAAACAUAAUCAGUUGUAUAAAAAGCCAGACGUCCCGCUUUAUAAAAAAAUCCGUUCGAAUGUUUAUGUGGACGUGAAACCUCUUUCUGGUUACGAGGCCACCACUUGCAACUGCAAGAGACCUGAGGAUGGGAACAAAAAAGGGUGUUUAGACGACUGUCUGAACAGGAUGAUCUUUGCCGAGUGCUCCCCCAACACUUGCCCCUGUGGGGAGCAGUGCUGCAACCAGCGGAUCCAGAGGCACGAAUGGGUGCAGUGCCUGGAGCGCUUCCGGGCCGAGGAGAAAGGCUGGGGAAUCCGUACGAAGGAGUCCCUGAAAGCAGGGCAGUUCAUCAUCGAGUAUUUGGGAGAAGUGGUCAGUGAGCAGGAGUUCAGGAACCGAAUGAUUGAGCAGUACCACAACCACAGCGAUCACUACUGCCUCAACCUCGACAGCGGGAUGGUGAUUGACAGCUAUCGCAUGGGCAACGAGGCCCGCUUCAUCAACCACAGCUGCAAUCCAAACUGCGAGAUGCAGAAAUGGUCGGUCAACGGAGUCUACAGGAUUGGCUUGUACGCGCUGAAGGAUAUGCCUGCCGGCACUGAGCUGACGUACGACUACAACUUCCACUCCUUCAACGUAGAAAAGCAGCAACUCUGCAAAUGCGGCUUCGAGAAGUGCAGGGGAAUCAUCGGCGGCAAAAGCCAGCGAAUGAACGGCCUCCUGAGCAAGACCAGCCAGCCGCUCACUGCCCAGAGGAGGCCGAGUCGGUCCAAAGAGAAGAGGAAAUCGAAGCACAAGUUGAAGAAGAGGAAGGGUCAUGUUCCAGACGAGAGCAGCGAAGGCUCAAGUACCCCAACUCGGUUGACUCCGCAGCUGCAAAUGAAGCCCAUGUCCAACAGGGAAAGGAAUUUUGUGCUAAAACAUCACGUUUUCCUGGUGCGCAAUUGGGAGAAGAUCCGGCAGAAGCAAGAGGAAGUCAAGCAUGCCAGCGACAACCUUCACUCUGCCUCGUUAUACACCCGCUGGAAUGGGAUGUGCCGGGACGAUGGCAACAUAAAAUCAGAUGUCUUCAUGACACAGUUCUCCGCCCUGCAGACGGCCCGCUCGGUGCGGACGCGGCGGCUGGCGGCGGCCGAAGAGAACAUUGAGGUGGCGCGGGCAGCGCGUCUUGCGCAAAUCUUCAAGGAGAUCUGCGACGGCAUCAUCUCGUACAAAGAUUCCUCCAGGCAAGCCCUUGCGGCUCCUUUGCUGAAUCUUCCUCCAAAGAAAAAAAACGCAGAUUACUACGAGAAGAUCUCUGACCCCCUCGACCUCGCCACCAUCGAGAAGCAGAUCCUGACGGGCUAUUACAAAACGGUGGAAGCGUUUGACGGCGACAUGCUGAAGGUCUUCCGCAAUGCCGAGAAAUACUACGGCCGGAAGUCUCCGAUUGGAAGGGACGUCUGCCGGCUGCGGAAGGCAUACUACCACGCCCGCCACGAGGCCGCCGCUCAGAUCGACGAGAUCGUGGGGGAGACGGCGAGCGAGGCCGACAGCAGCGAGACCUCCCUGUGCGAGAAGGAGAGCGGGCACGAGAAGGACGAGGACGUGAUCCGCUGCAUCUGCGGCUUGUACAAAGAUGAGGGGCUCAUGAUCCAAUGCGACAAGUGCAUGGUUUGGCAGCACUGUGACUGCAUGGGACUGAACUCCGACGUCGAGCACUACUUGUGCGAGCAGUGCGACCCUCGCACGGUGGAUAGGGAGGUGCCUAUGAUUCCCCGCCCUCAUUAUGCCCAGUCUGGCUGCGUUUAUUUCAUCUGCCUGUUACGGGAUGAUCUGUUGCUACGCCAAGGUGACUGUGUGUAUCUGAUGAGAGACAGCCGAAGGACUCCGGAUGGCCACCCCGUCCGGCAGUCGUACCGCCUGCUGUCCCACAUCAACCGAGAGAGACUUGACAUCUUCCGUAUUGAAAAGCUCUGGAAAAACGAGAAGGAGGAACGCUUUGCCUUCGGCCAUCACUACUUCCGUCCACAUGAAACGCACCACUCCCCCUCCCGGAAGUUCUACCACAACGAGCUUUUCCGGGUGCCGUUGUACGAGAUCAUCCCCUUGGAGGCCGUGGUGGGGACGUGUUGCGUGCUGGAUCUCUACACCUAUUGCAAAGGAAGGCCAAAGGGGGCGAAGGAACAGGACGUGUACAUCUGCGAUUACCGCCUCGACAAAUCAGCUCACCUCUUCUACAAGAUCCACCGAAAUCGCUAUCCGGUGUGCACCAAAUCCUACGCUUUUGACCACUUCCCCAAAAGGCUGACGCCGAAGAGAGACUUCUCGCCUCAUUACGUCCCAGACAACUACAAGAGGAAUGGAGGCAGGUCGUCUUGGAAGUCUGACCGUUCCAAGUCCCAGAACAAAGACCUCAGCCAGGAGGAGGACCCUCUACCCCUCAUGGAGGAGGUGAUUGUUAGUCAAGAUCAGCCCUCCAGCGAGCCGGCGCCCAGCCUGGAGGAACCUGAGAAAGAGGCGCCUCCCCAGGAAAGUGGCGAGGUGGAUAAAAAGGUGGAGGAGAGCAACCCCGUCCCACGGCGGCCGUGCACCCCAGAGGAACGCCGGCACAUGCAGCGCGAGCGGCUCAACCAGAUCCUCCUCACCCUCCUAGAGAAAAUCCCAGGGAAAAACGCCAUCGAUGUCACCUACCUGCUCGAGGAAGGUUCCGGGAGGAAGCUGCGGCGACGCACCCUGGCCCUCGCGGAGAGCAGCUUCCGGAAGUGACGCUGCGGCCCGGGGAGAAGCUGCGGCCUGGAGGUUCCGCACGCGGGACGGACGGUCAAGGCGUGGACGCUUUUCUGCGCCUCACGUGCGUGUACGUUGGGGCAGAGCCAGGAGGGCAGAAGGAAACUGACAGAACGGUUCCGUAGCACUUAAGACGUUGGGCCGGGUGGGCAAGCAAGCAGCCCCCGCCCGGCAGUGCUCUUCACGAUGCGCGUGGCGUUGGGCGUGCCUUGUUGUCAAUGUUAAGGUACUAAGGAGAAACCUUUUGUGGUUA
Elgaria multicarinata webbii is the source of this 9632-nucleotide messenger RNA. RefSeq names its product ASH1 like histone lysine methyltransferase (gene ASH1L). Gene Ontology annotation, cellular component: nucleus; nucleoplasm. NCBI's taxonomy places the organism in Eukaryota, Metazoa, Chordata, Lepidosauria, Squamata, Anguidae. The transcript is spliced from 28 exons. Gene Ontology annotation, biological process: regulation of DNA-templated transcription. Gene Ontology annotation, molecular function: histone H3K4 methyltransferase activity; chromatin binding; DNA binding. The record is from RefSeq and is a predicted model, not a curated record. Bases 224 to 9358 code for a protein of 3044 amino acids.